Molecule: messenger RNA, 12502 nt
Organism: Pristis pectinata (smalltooth sawfish)
Lineage: Eukaryota; Metazoa; Chordata; Chondrichthyes; Rhinopristiformes; Pristidae
Gene: celsr3
Product: cadherin, EGF LAG seven-pass G-type receptor 3
Biological process (GO): cell surface receptor signaling pathway; homophilic cell-cell adhesion; G protein-coupled receptor signaling pathway
Cellular component (GO): plasma membrane
Molecular function (GO): G protein-coupled receptor activity; calcium ion binding
Source: RefSeq, a predicted model, not a curated record
AUGGACCUGUGCAUGAAUCCGUCUGUUAAAAGUAGGACAAGCUGGUCGAAAUCACGUUUAAUUGAAAGUAAUAUUGAUUGUAUGAACGUUCUUAUUUGUCGCUUUCUGCACCCACAAAACUGCAAUCUGUGUUUUAAAUCAUGCCUGUUACGUUUUCCAAAUCUAUGCUUGUGGCCGGGAAUGUAUUGUCUGAAGCGAGAUGUUUCAGCACCAACAGCGCCGUGGACAGCUCCUGAUACAGAUGAUGAAACAGCUUCCGUUCAAAGUCGCUGCAAUCCGGACAACAGAACAAAGAACUACGGGAGGCUGUCUACGGCAAACCUUUCUCGUCCUCCCAGCUGUGAAGUCUUGCUCAGUCUCCUGUUUUUUAAACCCACCAAAGCUUAUUUGAAAACUCUGCGCUCUGGGUUCAGACCAAGAACUGAUUCAAAAAGUGAUCCGCGUGUUCUCGUGCAGUUAAACUUCACAAAAACUAUGCAACAUAAUAUAUUUAUUCCCAGAAUUGGCAAGCGUGGGAAGAGAGCCGUGUUUCCUUUGCCGUUAACCAGAACUAGUAGAUCGGUCAAUCGUCGUCCUCAUUUUCCUCAAUAUAAUUACCAGGUUCAGGUGGCGGAGAACCAGCCUCCGGGGACUCCUGUAAUCUCCAUUACUGCAGUGGACCCGGAUUCUGGAGAGGCUGGCAGGCUAUUUUAUUCCAUGGCUUCACUAAUGGACAGCAGGUCCAUGGAUUAUUUCACAAUUGACGUUCAGAAAGGACUACUUUCCACCAGCAAAGUCCUGGACAGAGAGACCAUGGAUCUACACUAUUUUCGAAUCACUGCUGUCGACCACGGGAUACCUCGCCUGUCUGCCACCACCAUGAUCUCCAUUACAGUGAGUGACACCAAUGACCAUGACCCAGUGUUUGAACAAACCGAAUACAGGGAAACCAUUCGGGAGAAUGUAGAGGAAGGUUAUCCAAUCUUGCAGCUCCGUGCCACAGAUAUAGACUCUCCUUCCAAUGCCAAUAUCAGGUAUCGAUUCAUGAAUCAGCAAGCCUCGCAUGCAGUUUUCGACAUUGAUGCCAGGUCUGGUUUAAUCACUACCCGUGGAUCUGUAGAUAGAGAGACCAUGGAGAAAUAUGCUUUGAUUGUAGAGGCCAACGACCAAGGCAAAGAUCCUGGCCCUAAAAGUGCCACAGUAAAAGUUUACAUAACUGUCUUGGAUGAAAAUGACAAUGUUCCACAGUUCAGUGAGAAGCGGUACAUUGUUCAGGUGAGAGAAGAUAUCAGACCACACACAGAGAUCUUGAGAGUCACUGCCACAGACCUGGACAAGGACAAUAAUGCUUUGGUCCAUUAUAACAUCAUUAGUGGGAAUAGCAGGGGGCAGUUCUCCAUCGAUAGUAUUACUGGUGCGAUUGAGGUGGUGACGCCUUUAGAUUUUGAAGUGGAGCGUGAAUAUGCCUUGCGUGUUCGUGCUCAGGAUGCUGGGCGCCCUCCCCUAUCCAACAAUACAGGAAUGAUCAGUAUUCAGCUGGUGGAUGUUAAUGAUAAUGCCCCAAUCUUUGUGAGUACCCCAUUUCAGGUAUCUGUCCUUGAAAAUGCACCUCUCGGACACUCUGUGAUUCACAUCCAGGCAGUGGAUGCAGAUUACAGUGAAAAUUCCCGCUUGGAGUACAGGCUGGUAGACACAGCCCCAGACACGCCUUUUGUGAUCAACAGUGGAACAGGCUGGAUCACAGUGAGUGCACAACUGGACCGUGAGUCUGUUGAACAUUAUUUCUUUGGGGUAGAAGCUAGGGAUCAUGGAUCUCCACCUCUGUCUGCUUCAGCAAGUGUUACUAUAACAGUAAUGGAUGUCAAUGAUAACCGUCCAGAAUUUACUCAGAAAGAAUAUUUUAUCCGUUUAAAUGAAGAUGCUGCAGUAGGCACCAGUGUACUGACUGUAACUGCAGUGGAUCGAGAUGUAAAUGGGGUGGUCACAUAUCAGAUCACAGGUGGAAAUACAAGAAAUCGCUUCAGUAUCAGCACCCAGGCUGGCAUGGGACUUGUAACACUUGCCUUGCCCUUGGAUUACAAACAGGAGAGGCGCUAUGUACUAACAAUCACAGCUUCUGAUCGCACACUUCAUGAUACAUGUCAUGUACACGUCAAUAUCACAGAUGCCAACACACACAGACCAGUGUUUCAGAGUGCACAUUAUUCAGUAAAUGUCAAUGAAGAUCGUCCAGUAGGGAGUACUGUAGUGGUAAUUAGUGCUACAGAUGAUGAUGUUGGGGAGAAUGCUAGGAUUACUUACUACUUGGAGGAUAACAUUCCUCAGUUUCGAAUUGAUCCCGAUUCAGGUGCUAUAACUUUGCAGACAGAACUUGACUAUGAAGAUCAGAUGACAUAUACUUUAGCUAUCACUGCCAAAGACAAUGGGAUUCCACAGAAGUCUGAUACUACCUAUGUUGAAGUCAUGGUGAAGGAUGUCAAUGACAAUUCACCAGUGUUUAUAAAUCCUCAGUACCAGGGAUCAGUGUCUGAAGAUGCUCCACCCUUUACCAGUGUCCUGCAGAUUUCAGCGACUGACCGUGAUGCCCAUGCUAACGGCAGGGUGCAGUAUACUUUCCAGAAUGGAGAAGAUGGGGAUGGGGACUUCACCAUUGAACCAACAUCAGGGAUUAUCCGAACUGUCCGAAGGCUCGACCGUGAGAGUGUUCCGAUAUAUGACCUCACUGCCUAUGCAGUAGAUAGGGGCAUCCCUGUGCGCAGGACACCAGUUCAUAUUCAUGUCAGUAUUUUGGAUGUCAAUGAUAAUGCACCUGUGUUUCCUGCUGAUGAAUUUGAAGUAUUUGUGAAAGAAAACAGCAUUGUUGGUUCGGUGGUGGGUCAGAUCACUGCAACUGACCCAGAUGAGGGAACAAAUGCUCAAAUUAUGUACCAAAUUGUGGAAGGCAACAUUCCAGAGAUUUUGCAGAUGGAUAUCUUUUCUGGAGAACUCACAGCCCUUACUGAUUUGGACUAUGAAGUAAAAUCCGAGUAUGUAAUUGUUGUGCAAGCAACCUCUGCUCCCCUCGUGAGCCGAGCUACUGUCCACAUUCGUCUGAUUGAUCAGAACGACAAUAGCCCUGUUCUUAAGAAUUUCCAAAUAAUUUUCAACAACUACAUAUCCAAUAAGUCAAACACCUUUCCUUCAGGGGUCAUUGGGAAGAUUCCAGCUUAUGAUCCUGAUGUUUCAGAUAGACUCUUCUACACAUUUGAACGAGGAAAUGAGCUGAGCUUAAUGAUCCUAAACCAAACAAGUGGAGAACUGCGGCUGAGUCGGAAGCUGGACAAUAAUCGGCCACUAGUGGCAUCUAUGUUAGUGACAGUCACAGAUGGGAUUCACAGCGUGACAGCACAGUGUGUGCUGAGAGUAAUUGUCAUUACAGAGGAAAUGUUGAUCAACAGUAUUACAGUGCGCCUAGAAAACAUGUCACAGGAACGCUUUCUGUCUCCAUUAUUGAAUCGCUUUGUGGAAGGUCUGGCAGCGGUCUUGUCUGCCCCCAAGGAGGACAUCUUUGUUUUCAACAUACAAAAUGACACGGAUGUCAGCGGGAGCAUUCUGAAUGUCAGUUUUUCUGCUCUGGUUCCAGGUGGGAGCCAGAGCCAGUUCUUCUCCUCAGAGGAGCUUCAAGAACAGCUAUAUAUGAAUCGGAUGCUGCUGACCUCUGUCUCUAUGCUGGAGGUCCUCCCAUUUGAUGACAAUGUCUGCCUGAGGGAGCCCUGUGAAAACUACAUGAAAUGUAUCUCAGUGCUGAAGUUUGACAGCUCUUCUACAUUCAUCGCAUCAGGCUCCAUGCUUUUCCGGUCCAUCCACCCCAUCACAGGGCUUCGCUGCCGUUGUCCACCAGGAUUUACUGGAGAUUACUGUGAGACAGAGAUCAACCUUUGCUACUCAAAUCCCUGCCAGAAUUCUGGAGUAUGUAGCCGCAGAGAGGGUGGAUACACGUGCAUUUGUCGAGAAGAGUUCACAGGUGAUCACUGCGAAGUGGACAUUCGGUCUGGCCGCUGUUCUCCAGGUGUGUGUAGAAAUGGCGGGUCCUGCAUGAAUCUCCCAGAGGGUGGAUUCAAGUGUAAUUGCCCUUCAGGAGGAUAUGAUAAGCCGUACUGUGAAGUGACUGCACGAUCCUUUCCACCAAAGUCUUUCGUGAUGUUUCAUGGCCUGAGACAAAGAUUUCACCUGACAAUAUCUCUGUCGUUCGCUACACAGGAAAAUAACGGGCUCCUGUUUUACAACGGGCGAUUUAAUGAAAAACAUGAUUUUAUUGCAGUAGAAAUCAUUAAUGGACAGGUUCAGUUGAAGUACUCAACAGGGGAGUCGAUGACGGUUGUAACCCCGUAUCUUCCUGGUGGAGUCAGUGAUGGACAGUGGCACACAUUACAGAUCCAAUACUACAACAAGCCAAAAAUUGGGUCAUUAGGAGUUGCACAAGGUCCCUCAGAGCAGAAGGUAGCAAUUUUAACCAUUGAUGAUUGUGACACCUCAAUUGCUGUUCGUUUUGGGGAUGAGAUCGGUAACUAUUCAUGUGCCGCAGAAGGCGUACAGUCCAGCUCCAAGAAGUCACUGGAUCUUACAGGUCCUUUGCUUCUUGGGGGUGUUCCAAACCUACCAGAGAAUUUCCCAGUCAUUAGCAGGGAGUUUGUGGGCUGUAUGAAAGAACUUCACAUUGAUAAUAAGCGUAUUGAUAUGGCAGCCUACAUUGCCAACAAUGGCACUUUUCCAGGUUGCAAUAAGAAACAGCCGUUCUGCAAUUCAAAUCCAUGCAAGAAUGGAGGCACGUGUGUUGUUAUCUGGGAGACCUUCCUUUGCGAGUGCCCUCUGGGAUUUGGAAGCAAAGACUGUGGGCAAGUGAUGCACCAUCCCUACCAUUUCCUUGGAAAUAGCUUGCUAUCCUGGGAUUUUAAGAAUGAGGUGAAGAUUUCUAUUCCAUGGUUCCUUGGACUUAUGUUUCGAACACGUCACACUGAAGCAAUGCUGAUACAGGCUCACGCUGGACAGUACACCACCAUUGUCUGCCAGUUGAACUCUGGACACCUGUCAUUUGCUAUCAAUCGGGGAUCCAGUCGGACAGUGAGAUUAUUGCUGAAUAAAAUAACAUUGAAUGAUGGAAGGUGGCAUGACCUUCAGCUGGAGCUCCGGGAUGUGAGGAACGGCCACGAUGUACGAUACCUUGCCACCAUCACCAUUGACUUUGGACUUUAUCAGGACACGGUUGUUAUUGGCAAUGAGUUACAUGGGCUGAAGUUGAAACAUCUCCAAGUUGGUGGAAUUCUCAGAGCGGGUGAAGUGCAGAAUGGAUUGGAUGGCUGUAUCCAGGGGGUUCGUCUUGGUGACACCUCUAUUGGAAUUGCAAUGCCAAAGCCAAGUCGCACUUUGAAUGUGGACCUGGGCUGCAGCAUCCCUGAUCCAUGUGACUCCUCUCCAUGUCCAGCUAACAGCUACUGCAGCGAUGAUUGGCAGACAUAUUCUUGUGUCUGUGAGCCAGGUUACUAUGGUGAGUCUUGUGUUGAUGCCUGUCAGCUGAAUCCAUGUGAAAACGAGUCUGUCUGCCGACGUAAGCCUAGCUCCUCGCAUGGGUACACGUGUGAUUGUGGAGAAAAUCAUUUCGGCCAGUACUGUGAACACAGAAUUGACCAGCAGUGUCCCAAAGGAUGGUGGAAUCCAACAUGUGGGCCUUGCAACUGUGACAUCAGUAAAGGUUUUGAUCCUGACUGCAACAAGACAAAUGCCCAAUGCCACUGUAAGGAGUUUCACUAUCGUCCUGUUGGAAGCGAUGCAUGCCUACUUGUGACUGCUAUCCCAUUGGCUCGUUUUUCCAGGUCAUGUGAUCAAGAAACCGGCCAAUGCCACUGUAGACCAGGAGUGAUUGGACGUCAGUGCAACCAGUGUGAUAAUCCCUUUGCAGAGGUCACGCACAGCGGAUGUGAAGUGAUAUAUGAUGGAUGCCCCAAAUCACUCAAGGCUGGUGUUUGGUGGCCACGAACUAAAUUUGGUCUUCAAGCAGGUGUAAUGUGUCCAAAAGGGUCCCUUGAGAUACGGGCUGCUGGUACUGCAAUUCGACACUGCGGGGAGGAACAAGGCUGGUUAGAGCCAGAUCUAUUCAACUGUACAUCUCCACCCUUCACACAACUGGCAGAGAACCUUGCAAGUCUGGAAAGGAAUGAAACUGAACUUAAUACUAUAGAGGCAAAGAAACUGGCUCGACACAUAAGGACAGUCACUGAGGAGAUAAACCAUUACUUUGGAAACGACAUCUACAUUACUUACCGACUUCUCUUGAAGAUGUUGGGAUUUGAAUGCACUCAACGUGGGUUUAAUCUUACAGCCACACAGGAUAUACACUUUACAGAGAAUCUCUUAAGAGCAGGAAGUGCUGCUCUGGAUUUAGAAAAUGGGGAACACUGGAAUACACUUCAGCAGACAGAACAAGGGAUUGCUCACCUGAUGCGGCAACUCGAGAUAUAUGCGAGGACUCUGGCCCAAAACAUGAAGCUUACCUACCUGAACCCAGUUGCCAUUGUAACCCCCAAUAUUAUCUUAACAAUUGAUCAUGUGGAGAAUGGCAUUAAAACAAGAAAGCAAUUUCCUCGAUAUCACAGCGGACUCUUCCGUGGCCAGUCUACAUGGGAUGCACAGACACAUGUUGUACUGCCAACAUCAGUUUUAUUUCCAUCCAAGGUUAAAGUUGAACCUACCUCCAAUACAGAGAUCCAAGUGCGGAAUGAAACUAGUAAAGUCUUGCACCAACGGAUUUUGCCAGAGCCUGAGCCCACAAUGACUAUUCUAAUCCUCCUCAUUUAUAGGACAUUAGGUAGCUUACUACCUGCACGGUACAACACAGAUCGCCGUAACUUAAGACUACCAAAACAUCCUGUGAUGAACUCUCCAAUUGUAACUAUCUCUAUUUUCCACAACAACACAUUUGUCCAUGGACCAUUAAACUCACCAUUGACUUUGGAGUUUCGUCUGCUAGAGACUGCCAAUCGCAGCAAGCCUGUAUGUGUGCAAUGGAAUCAUUCCAGUCUGUCUGAACCAACUGGCACCUGGACAGCAAAGGACUGUGAUCUGGUUGACCGAAACACCACACAUGUCCGAUGUCAGUGUUCACAGCUUGGGAUCUUCGGGGUUCUAAUGGACAGCUCACACCGUGAGCAACUGGAAGGAGACCUAGAAACUUUGGCAAUCGUCACUUACUCCAGUAUUAGUGUGUCUCUUGUGGCACUGCUUCUCACUUUCUUCAUCCUGUCUUGUCUAAAUGGACUGAAAUCCAAUAUUCGUGGCAUCCACUGCAAUAUUGUGGCAGCUGUUUUCUCUGCCGAACUGGUCUUCCUGUUGGGAAUUAAUCAGACAGAAAAUCAGUUCUUGUGCACAGUGAUUGCCAUCUUGCUGCAUUUUUUUAUGGCAACUUUCGCCUGGAUCUUCGUGGAAUGGCUUCACAUCUACCGGAUGCAGACUGAAGUUCGGAACAUAAACUAUGGUGCCAUGAGGUUCUAUUAUGCCAUUGGCUGGGGAGUGCCUGCCAUCAUUACAGGUCUUGCAGUUGGUCUGGACCCAGAUGGCUAUGGGAAUCCUGAUUUCUGCUGGAUCUCUGUACAUGAUAAGCUGAUCUGGAGCUUUGCUGGACCAAUUGCAGUUGUUAUUGUGAUGAACAUUGUGAUAUCCUUGUUGGUAGCAAGAAUUUCCUGUGCCCCAACGCAGAAGGAAGCCAAGAAAAAAUCAAUACUUACCACAGUACGAAGCGCCUUCAUUCUGCUGCUAAUCGUUAGUGCCACAUGGCUUUUUGGGCUGAUGGCUGUCAACAACAGCAUCCUUGCUUUUCACUACCUCUACACUGUCCUCUGCUGUUUUCAGGGACUGGCUGUCCUGGUGUUGUUCUGUAUCUUAAACGAAGAAGUGCAGGAAGCCUGGAAAUCAGCUUGCCUUGGGAAGAAAAACCAGGGUGAUGACACAACACGAGCACCUCAACUCUCGAGCUCCCACCCAUACAAUAACACAUCGCUGUUUGAGGAGAGUGGUCUGCAUCGGAUAACACUUGGGACAUCAACGAUAUCUUCAGUGAGCACUGCCCGAUCAGCACGAACCCACUCCAGCCAACCUGGGUAUCUCAGAGAAAAUUUGCUGGCACGACAGGGCUCAGCCUUGGAUCAAACCUUGUUGGGUCAUACUGGGCCCACUGAUAUAGAUGUUGCAAUGUUCCAUCGGCCACAAGAUGCGGGUGGAGGAGACCACGAUUCUGAAACUGACAGUGACCUGUCGCUGGAUGAGGAGCGUAGCCUAUCUUUAGCAUCGUCAGAGAGUGAGGAGAAUGAACGAUAUCGCGGGCGGUUUCCACGGCGAUUUAAGCGGGCAGCAAAUAGCGAACGAUUACUCACUGACCCCCUGCACACAACCCCUAAAGAUUGUGAUGGCAAUGAUUUAAUAUCCUAUUGGCCAGCACUGGGCGAGUGUGAAGUUCAUGCCUGCUCACUGCAGAAGUGGGGCUCAGAAAGAAAGCUGGGCCUAGAUUUCAAUAAGGAUGCCACUAACAACAACCAACCUGACAUGUCCAUUGUGAGCAGUGAUGAGAAUACACCAACCCAUCUAUUCAAACAAGAGCAGCAGAGGAAAGGUAUUUUGAAAAACAGAAUGCAAUAUCCAUCUGCAACACUGAAGGAUGAAAGCUUGACUUCCAUCAACAGAAUGCAAGUUGAGUUGCCUUGGUACAAUACUUCAACACUAGGUCCCAGGGUCGUUCCAGCAGCUUCCUAUGGCCGAAUGUACUCAGGUGCUGGAAGUCUGUCUCAACCGGCCAGCCGAUAUUCAUCCCGUGAACAACUGGACAUUUUAGUUAGGAGGCAGUUGUCUAAGGAGCAGUUGGACGUACUCUCCAGCAGGCAUGCAUCUCGAGAACGACUGGAAACUGUUCCCAGCAGGCAUGGGUCCAGAGAACAGCUAGAUACAAUCCCAAGCAGGCAUGCUUCUAGAGAACAUCAGAACACAGUACCCAGUCGACAUGGGUCCAGAGAACAGCUAGACACAAUACCAAGAAGGCAUGGUUCUAGACAGGAAUUGGAUGCAUUACCUGUAAGACAAAUGUCUAGAGAAUGGUUAAACACAGGACCCAACAGACAGAUUUCUGGAGAGCAGGUGGGCAUAGUUCCGAGUCGACAUGCAUCCAGGGAGCAUUUGGAGGCACUGUCAAACAGGCAACCCUCCAGAGAGCAUCUAGAUACACUGCCUAGAAGACAGCCAUCUAGGGACCAACUAGGUCUAAUGUCAAGUCGGCAGUCUUCUCGAGAGCAGCUCGACUCAUUGUCUCGCAGAUACUUAUCUAGAGAGAAUUUAGACACAGUGCCUAGCAGGCAUCCCUCCAGGGAACAAUUAAACACUCUUCCCAGAAGACAACCUUCCCGAGAGCAAUUAGGGCCCUUGCCCAGCCGACAUCCUUCUACAGAGCAGUUGGACAUCCUUUCCUCCAUCCUUGCUUCUUUCAAUUCUUCAGCCCUUUCUUCUGCUCCCUCCACCACCACCCCUUCUGCCCCACAGACGACUUGUACCCCUUCUGGGGCACACACAUCUUCAAUGACUUCUGCCCCUUGCCCUUCAACUCCUCAUUCUGCAACAUCCCACAGCAUCUCAGAGAUCUCUCCAGAUUCAGAAGUGGCAAGAGUUGACACACAAUCUUGAGGCAAUGUACCUUUGCUGUUUGAGUUUUGUCACUAUGGAUACCCAAAGGUGCAAGUGGUUGGAAGACCGCGAAAUGGAAAUAAAUCACUCAAUCUAACGUCGUGAGGAAAAAUCGAGCGAUGAGAAAGACAAACGAGCGGGCCACAGCUUGCACAAACAUCGGGUCAAGGGUUCAACAGAAGGUCACAAGCACUACAAAUAAUGGAAACUACAAUAUUCUCAAAAUAAUUCCUUUCAGAGGAUGGAAUCUCAAUCUGAGCACUGUCAUGAGUGCCAAAAAAGCAAGGAGAAUUGAACAUUCCAGACCAGGAGAAUAUUUAAAGUUAAUUCCCACUAGGGCACGAUGAUCUCCUCCAUAAUCAGCAACUUCCAUUUUGGUCUGUGGAGUUUAAAGAACAGGGUAGACAGGUUAGAAAAGGAAGAAAACUGUUACUGUCCUUUAGUGUUCAAGCUCAAGACCUCCAAAUGUCUUGCGUUUCUUCAAAUCCUCAGUAAUCAUUAUGCUGGAUUAAUUACUGACACACAUUAUCAAACUGAAGUGGCAAAUUUUAAUCUAUUCAGUGUUUUGGGGACUGGUUGAGAGUUAGCUUUACUGCAGUUACCACUGAUAUAAUAAGCGACAAAAACAGUUUUGAUCGUCCAGUGCAGCCAGAUGAGAAACUGAUUUGAUGAAUCCAGCAAUAGAGCAUCUCCUUGUUCAGAAGGGUAGUGAUGUAAAGGAUGGAUUUGGAGUUGUCCAGUUUAGGUCCAUUGUCAAUAUGUAACUGAAUACCCUGAUAUUGUCAUUGAGUUCACCUCUUCCCCCACCCCUAUUUUGUCAACCAUAAGGUCUCCAUGAAGAAAAUGUAUAACAUUACCGAUAAUCAAACAUUUUCUAAGAAAAACUAUUUUCAUAGCAAAUUUCUAAUCAUGGUAUUUUGACAAUUCUGCAGUAUUAUGGCAUACAGAUCUUCAUGGCAUGCUCCAGUAUGACAGGUAAAAAUGGUCUUUAAAUUUAUUAAUGAAAUAAAUCUGUUCAUCAAGUAGAAGAGCUUCACAGCAAAGACCAUCCCCACUAAUGUCAGGAGACUGUAAAAAUCCUUGAGGGUUUUUUUUUGCCUCCAAAUACUCAGUGCAUAGAGACUAUAUUCAUUCAUGUAAGAUACUUCUGUGGUUUGUGAAUGUCACAGUGCAAACUCCAUCCAUAGCUGCAGUUAAGAAAGUAAAUUGAUGUGUGUCAUAAUAAAGGAAGACGUGUAGUGCUGGGAAACUGAGAUAUCAUGCAUAAAGUCUGCACAAAUAAUGCUGCAGUUCAACUCAGAUGAUAAACCUAGCAUACUUAUCCUUUUGCACUGUGUUGGGGCUAUCUUAAUUUUCAGUAUCAUCUGGAACAUUUAUCUGAAUAUGUUAAUUUUUUAUUACAGUCUUUUAAGCAGUUUUCCCAGCUCCUUCAGUUGUUGUCUUCUAAACAUCUGAUUUGUGCUAACUUGAUAUUGUAUCUAUGGUAAACACCAUUUUCCUCAAGACUAUUGGUGCCACAAUGUGUUCUGUAAGUUAGCAAUGAAUUAUAUUUUAGUUACUUACCAUCAAGGACAAAUAUGCAAAAUAGAGAUUGCACUGUAAGUGGGAUCAGUCCACAAAAAGAAUCGAAUGAUGGCCAAGAUUAUGGAUUUCCAGUGCGUUUUUGGACUGCUGGUUCUCAGUUAAACUUGUAUGGAAACUUCCCAAAUUAACAAGACCGUCCCUUAAGUUUAUCCAAAGUUAAAUACUUCCUACAUUAACUUUAGCCUAUUGUGCUUUGGUUAAUCCUUCCAUGAUGUUAACCUUUCAGCAGACUGACAUCGUUGAGGAGCUGUUGGUAAGAUUUAUGCAAAUGAAAAAGAAGCAGGCUGUGAACUCAUAAAAGUAUGGAGCUGCUGUGUUUAAAGCAUUAAGUGUGCCAAAGUAGAUUACCAAGUCAAAACGAAUUAUAUUGCACAAUGAUUAUAAAUUCCUCUAUGCAUUGCUUUUCUGCUGUGGAUAAAGCCAUGUAGCUACUUACAUGAAGUAAAUGAGGAAUUACGCUUCGUGUGUUGUUAAAUUAAAUUCAUAGUCAUAAUUAUUUUAAAAAAACAUUCACAGCCAGGUGUAAUUGGUUUUAUGAUUAUGUUUCCUCAUUUUGAUAGUGAUACUAACCCUUCAAAAUGCAACAGAAUGCGAUUAUUGAACAACAUGAUCGUCACAAUCUGUUUGGUUCAAACCACGGAAACUGUGUUGUGUCAUGAAAGGGGAGAUAAAUAUAGGUUUAAAUAUUGCACAGCAGCUACUGCAAGAGUAAUCUUGGGAAAGCUGAUCUCAGCAAUUUCUUCAAGAAUUAGUUAUAUAUUUAACAUGACUCAACACCCAAAAUGAACCAUCCUUGGUCAAUAGCAGAAGAAUCAUUACUAGCCCUAUAAAUAUCAAUGCUCUUUCAUUCUAAUAAUUACACCAGUUGUCAUAUUUAAAGGAUGUGUUAGAAUGGAGGUUGGCUUCACAUGCUAAAUAGUAUGUGUGAAUGAAUCCAUAUAACUUGCAGACAAAAAGGUCACCAUCUAGCCCAUACGUGGCUGUAGUAGAGCUCCUGUUGUUGAUUUUUGGCUGCCUGGAAAUCGUUCGUUUUGAAAACGUAGUUUUGUAAUAAACUGGGUAACUCCGCUCGUCGCUAUCUGUCCACUGUUUCCUGCAAAGAAGGAACCAGUAAAAAUAGAACAGUUUCUGAGAAUACUGAUGCUUUAGCUAUUUUCUUUCUUUGAGAACGCCAUUGGCCGGUGAGUGAUGGUUUUCUUCCUUGCUUUAAAAAUAAAUAAAUGUAAGCUUCCCUUCAAGCAUA